Molecule: messenger RNA, 822 nt
Organism: Eutrema salsugineum
Lineage: Eukaryota; Viridiplantae; Streptophyta; Magnoliopsida; Brassicales; Brassicaceae
Exons: 2
Coding region: 1-822 (273 amino acids)
Source: RefSeq, a predicted model, not a curated record
AUGGUUUUUCUCUAUGGAAACAAGGAGAUUGUUUAUGGGCAGGUGAAGCCUCGUGGGAUCCUGCGGCCACAAGCCCUACAAAGGAUAACGAUAUCGCGAGAAGGAGUGGGACGUCGUGGUCCUUGUGGUUGCACUAAACCACAUAGGCAAGUAGCUGCAUCAGUAUCAGAUAGAUCGCGGAUGAGAGUGCAACAUGGCUGGGCUCUUCCAAAGUUUAGGAAAUUUCCAAAACGUCUUACAACAUUAGAACAUGCCCUUUGUUGUGCUGCAUUCCGGGGACAUGUGGGAGGCUGUGGUGGUGGUGUCUGGGAGUUUGGUGGAGGAGGUGGUGGAUUUUGCGGUGGUGGUGGUAGUGUGGUUGGAGGACGCACUGGUGGAGUUUGUGGUGGUGUGGUUGAAGGAGUUUGGGGAGAAGACUGUGGUGAUCCGGUCGGAGGACGCACUGGUGGUAUGGUUGGAGGAGUUUGGGGAGGAGACUGUGGUGACCUAGUCGGAGGACGAACUGGUGGUAUGGCUGGAGGAGUUUGGGGAGGAGACUGUGGUGGUCUAGUCGGAGGACGCACUGGUGGUGUGGCUGGAGGAGUUUGGGGAGGAGACUGUGGUGGUAUGGUCGGAGGACGCACUGGUGGUGUGGCUGGAGGAGUUUGGGGAGAAGACUGUGGUGGUCUGGUCGGAGGACGCACUGGUGGUCUGGUUGGAGGAGACUGUGGUGGUCUAGUCGGAGGACGCACUGGUGGUGUGGUUGGAGGAGAUUGUGGUGGUCUGGUCGGAGAACGCACUGGAGGUGUGGGUUGGAGAAGUUUGACGAGGAGACUGUGGUGA